Talaromyces proteolyticus is the source of this 1041-nucleotide messenger RNA. RefSeq names its product splicing factor 3b subunit 4. The transcript is spliced from 3 exons. Gene Ontology annotation, biological process: positive regulation of mRNA splicing, via spliceosome. Gene Ontology annotation, cellular component: nucleolus; U12-type spliceosomal complex. NCBI's taxonomy places the organism in Eukaryota, Fungi, Ascomycota, Eurotiomycetes, Eurotiales, Trichocomaceae. The coding region runs from base 1 to 1041 and encodes 346 amino acids. The record is from RefSeq and is a predicted model, not a curated record. Gene Ontology annotation, molecular function: RNA binding.
AUGUCGGGCGCAAGACAUUGGGAACAAGACAAAGAGGCAACGGUCUAUAUUGGCAACCUCGAUGAGCGCGUAACAGAUAGCCUGGUCUGGGAGUUGAUGCUCCAAGCCGGUCGGAUUGUCAAUGUUCACUUACCCAAAGAUCGAGUUACUCAAGCACACCAGGGCUAUGGGUUCGUGGAGUUCAUUAGCGAAGAAGAUGCUGAAUAUGCGGCUCGAAUUAUGAAUCAAGUGCGCCUCUAUGGAAAGCCGAUCCGCGUGAACAAGGCGUCUGCAGAUAAGCAGAAGACUGUGGAAGUCGGUGCAGAACUGUUUGUGGGCAAUUUAGAUCCGAUGGUCACUGAACAAGUGCUAUAUGACACGUUCAGCAGGUUUGGCUCUUUGCUCUCUCUACCUAAGGUCGCCAGAGACGAUGCGAAUUUAUCAAAAGGCUAUGGCUUUGUGUCAUUCUCCGAUUUCGAAUCCUCCGAUACAGCGAUCACUAAUAUGCACGGCCAGUAUCUUAUGAAUAAGGAAAUAUCAGUUCAGUAUGCUUAUAAAAAGGAUGGAAAAGGCGAGCGACAUGGUGAUGAAGCAGAGCGAAUGCUGGCUGCCCAAGCUCGCAAGCACAAUGUUCAGCCUCAAACUCAACCACUACAGCCGCACCUUAUGGGUUCAGGAGCUCCAAUUGUCGCCGGGGGCAUGGUCAAUGGAGAUGCGGCGCGUCCUUUGCCCCCUUCUACACCUACCGACUUCGGUACCGGCAGAGGCGCCGUGCCUAUGCAAGUUCCCCAACAAGCACGACCUGGGCCUCCUGCACAGCCAUUAGCCGCACCGCCACCAGGUUUGCCAGCGCGACCACCUCCUUCUCAAGCAGGAUACGGUGGUCCACAAGGGUUCAUGCCUCCGGGCUUCAACAAUGCGGCACCACAGUCGAAUUUCAAUCAGGCUCCGGCACCACCUGGAUUCGCUCCAGCUCCUAGUUUCGGAGGUGUGCCUUCACAAGCAACACCUCCACCACUACCUCCGGGCUUCCAACCACCUGGCUAUGGAAGGGCCCGAUGA